Paramecium primaurelia is the source of this 1235-nucleotide messenger RNA. The record is from the annotation of a GenBank genome assembly. NCBI's taxonomy places the organism in Eukaryota, Ciliophora, Oligohymenophorea, Peniculida, Parameciidae.
AUGGAUUAGAUUGAUAAUUUUAGUAUGGGGAGCAUUAAUGAGAAAGAAAUAGAAAAUAAUUUGAAAGACUUAUUGGAAAGAGUUUUACUAAAUAUAGAGAAAUUUAUUGAAACUAAAGAGGAAUUGAAUUAAGUUGAAGCUGAAUUAAAAGACUAUGAAAGUUUGUCUCAUUUGAUUGGUAUUAUUAAGGCAGUAUUUACAAAUUUAAUGAUGAAAGUAGAAAAGAAAAUAUCGUAAGUAGUUAAUUAAAAUAUUAACAAAGCAAAUUAGAAAAAUAAAUUGAUCCAAACCAUUCUAUGACUAAAAGUUUAAGAUCUGAUGAAGAAUAUGAAAAAUUAGAAUAAACUUUAAUCAAAUAUGAAAGUGAAAUUAGAAAUCAUAUUAGAGUAUUUUAUUAAUUAUAUUUUAGAUUGAAUAAUAACUUAAAUUAUAUGCUGAAUCUAUUUAAAAUAAAUUAGAUGAAAGUGAAUCAAGUAGAGCUGAACUUCUAGAAACUACUAAAAAGUUAAUUAGUGUAUUUAAUCAUUAUAAAUUAUAGAAUUUAAAAAGAGAAAAUUAAACAUAUCAUGAAAAUUAGUAGAAAUUAAAUAUAGAGAUUGCUAGUUUAAAAUAAAUAAUUAAUAAUUUAGAAAAAGAAAAUAGGAGAAAAUCUUUAGACUUGAGUUAAAGAGAUUAUUUAAAAACAUAAUCUAAGAAAAAUCAAUAACCAAUUAUACAAUAAUUAUAAUUGUAAAGUAGAUUAUUUUUAAUAUUAUUAAGAUCAAAGAAAUUAAAAAUCUUAUUCUGAACAUAAAUUAAAUUCAUAAAUUAAUCAUACUUCUAAUACUAUUGAAACCACUGAAAUACCAAUCAAAUCAUAAUAAUCAUUAAAAUAAAAUUAUUACAACAUUAUUAAUUAUGGACAUUAAGCUAAUAAAGUAGAUGUUUUAAAAGUUAUUUAACAAAAAGAUUUAAAUAAAAUUUAUGGUUAAAAAUUAAAAAGCAAAAAUAAUUCACUCUCUACUAUUCAAGAUCUAAUCCAAAGUGUUUCAGUACAAGAUAGAAAAAAAGGAAUUAUUAGCUAACCUGUUUCAAAAAAUAGCUCUUAAAAUAAUAGUUAAAUCUAAAAAUAUAAAGGUAUAAUAUAUUUAAUAAAUAUAGAAACAUGUGAUUAAAGUAGAAGUAAAAGUUCUAGAAGAGCAAAUAUAGGAACUAAACAAAUUUAAAUAGAAUCUCAGAUAAAAUUAACUAGCUGA